Molecule: messenger RNA, 3013 nt
Organism: Neurospora hispaniola
Lineage: Eukaryota; Fungi; Ascomycota; Sordariomycetes; Sordariales; Sordariaceae
Exons: 1
Coding region: 265-2874 (869 amino acids)
Source: RefSeq, a predicted model, not a curated record
AUGGAAUCCACUUGAGUUGCAAGAAAACCCUUCACUUCGCAAGCCACUUUUGCAAAGGCACGUUGCGCUCACGGGGGAUCUUGGCUUCAUCCCACUCGUUGUUCAACAUCUGAUGAAUGAUAUCAACCCCAGCCUUCAACCAUCAUAAAUUCGAUUAAGCGCCAGGAAAUCGAACUUCCAUUGCUUCCUUCCUCUUUCACAAUUCAUCGCCUAAGACGAGCCAAGAACUCACUAGGACCGGGCAACUAUCAAAGACCGGCAGCCAUGGAGGCCAACAAUUCCCCACAGCAACCAUCGCCACUACCACCAACGUACCCAGAACUCUCCUACACCACCAUCCCCCUCAACAACCCCGCCACCGAAAUCCGCCUUCUCGACCUCUACCCCUCCGCCGACUUCUCCUCCCCGCUCUACUGCCGCCUCUACAACACGCCCAUCGCCUCCCCUGCACCCUUCAAAGCCCUCUCCUAUGCGUGGGGCAGCGACAAGAAGACACAUCUGAUCUAUGUCGAAUCUACCAACACCAACGGCACUGAGAAGAAUUCAUUCGUUCAUUCUCUGAUCACCCUAUUUACAACAUACAGUACGCGGUGCUCCUUCGGCAGUGACGAUGACACGACUGUCGCCAGCGUCGUCAACGAUUCUUCCGACGUCGAGGUCCAUGGCGAAGGCGCUAUGAGUGGUGGGCAUGGAGAGGAAAGAGGGGAGUCAGACGUUGGGGGUUCCGGACCGACAAGGAGUAUAAUUCGCAUCACCUCCUCGCUAGACAGUUGUCUGCGCCACCUGCGAGCCAUCCACCACCGCGACCACCUUGCUCACAAUAACUCACAUCCUCCUCCCAAUCCCCAUCACCACAUGAGCCCGCCAGUGCCGCCACUGACCCUUUGGAUCGACCAACUCUGCAUCAAUCAAUCUGACUCGGAUGAAAAGGCUGUUCAAGUCGGACUUAUGAGUCAGAUUUACUCGCGCGCCAAGCAGGUGCUGAUUUGGCUGGGUCCGGCAGCGGACGGGUCAGAUGAAGUGAUGGAUGUAUUGGCGGAGCUGGGGAAGGAGUUUGAGAUUGUUGGAAUUCGCCUGGGCGAUUGGGAAAAGAUUUUGAAGUUGACGGAGGAAUAUUUGCGUAACUCACUGCGUAUCUCAGCUGAGGGCAACGUGGGUGAGAAGAGGAAAGAGAGGAUUGGGGUAACGAAGGAGAAGGAGGUACCUCUACCUCUAGGAAAGGAGAUCGAUUGUGGUAUUGGUGUUGAGGGAGGCACUGGAACUGCCUGUGGAGGUGAUGGGGUCGUCAAUGCCCCUGGUGGUGGUGACGCUACUGCUGGUAACAGCGAUGAGGUUGAAAUUGGGGUUGAGUUAGGACUGGGCGUGGACGUCACCGAUAUCGAGGCAUUGGACGAAGCAGCAGUGGUCUGCACCACAAACAAGGCCGAUGCAAGCACCGGAAAGACCGUUGUGGCAGUCGUGGAGGAUGGAGCAGCAAGACUUUGUCGUCUGGAGGUGUCGGGAGAGUUGCAAGCUUUUUUCCGACGCCCAUGGUUCACGCGCUUGUGGGUCGUGCAGGAGGCGUGCCACUGCGCCGACACUGUCUUUGUGUGUGGAACGAAGCCGCCGGUGAGCUACGAUAUUCUUGGGACAAUUCCCGUCUGUACGCUUCACGCCGUACAAUGGCCUGGGCACAAGCGUAACGACAUGUCGGAUUGGGACGGGGUAAGCCCCAUCUGCACCGACCGCAAAAUAGCCGGGGUGAGGGUGUUGGAUGAUGUGGCCGAAGCCAUUGAUGGCUUGUUAGGAUAUACAUUAGGGUCAUACCUAACUCGCUGGACAACAAUUCAGCAGAUCUCGAAAGGAGUGGGGGGUAACGAUCUAUUCACGCUGCUCGUCGGUACGUACACGAGGGGAAAGCGGGGUGGAGAGACGAAGUUGUACAGAGAUCGAAUUUAUGCUUUGCUGGGUCUGGCGACGGAUGUCGAUGAGCUGGAGAUCCAACCCGAUUAUUCAAGUCAAACGAGCACUGCGCAAAUCCUAACCGACGUAGCAAAGGCUAUCAUCAGCAAGACGAAGCGUAAAUUCCCGGUCGAGCUUCUCUCUUAUUCGCAAUUUCCCAAAACAGCCCUCGACGAUGGGAGUGAUGAACAACUACCAUCGUGGGUACCGGAUUGGAGGUCUGGCUUGAGAAAUCCAUUUCAUUAUUCACUCAGUGACACGACUAUGUUCAUGGCAUGCGGGCCUCAUCGCUCAGUCGAUAUGGUGCCGACUACACCUGCUAGUGUGCUGGGUCUACGAGGAUAUCUGGUUGAUACCAUAGAAGAGGUGGUCGGUACUUCGACGAGAAACAGAUGGCGUGGGAGCAUCAAGUUCUUUGAAAAGUUGGACAAACUAUGGAUGCUUUCAAAGCAGAAGAACAAACCCAUAUACAAAACUCCAGCGCGAAGAGAGGAGGCACUUUGGCGUGUGCCCAUUGCAGAUGUGGCACAGGAUUGGCAAAAAGAUACGACGAGAGACACGAGGGCAAAGGCUGGUUUCGCCCUCGAAUAUCAAAAAUGGAGACGUACUUUAGAAGAUGAGAAGAAAGCUACCUCUACUGUAUGCUUCCUAUACGAAUUAGACGCAGAUGAAGGAUAUUACUACCGCAACGCUACGGGAAAAAUGAUCGGAAUGAGGCUAUACCUCACAAAAGAAGGGUACAUGGGUAUGGGACCCUCCAACACGCAACCCGGGGACGUGGUUGUUGUAUUUCCAGGGGCCCGGGUCCCUUUCGUGUUACGACCCACGGACGAAGACAAUACAUUCACCUACGUGGGAGACGCAUACUGCGAUGGCAUCAUGGAUGGAGAGAUCACGCUCAGGGAGGAGAGAGGGGAAUUCUUCUUGGUGUAGAACUUGGACCAAAAACAAGAGCAACGAGUAGGUAGAGGUUGUGAACUAGGCAAAAUCGCAGCACCAAUACCUCUAGACAUAACACGGAAGCUAGGUAGAUUCCUAAAGGUGUCCAAGUCCCUAGAAAUGAGUAUCCGAU